UGUCGUUGCUCUCGUGCGUAGCAUGGCUGCUGCGAAGGCGGGAGCAGCGUGAAGUGUCGCCGCUCUCGUCUUUGCAUUUGUCGCCAGCUGCUCCUGAUGCCCCUGUUCUGAAUGCAGCUGCGGUGGAUCAAUUACUAUGGGGCCUCAAUGCAGGAGCCGUGGGAGGGGCUGCUGGCUCCAGGUCGCCGCGACAUUGAGGACGGCAGCACGACUCCCAUCCCUAGCCGAAACGGCGCUGCUCGGCAGGCCCUGCAACAACGCAGUGAGACAAGUGCAAACAUGUAAGGCCAUGGUGUGGGUCCACCGAGAUGCAAUUGCAUGAACUUUGCCUGAUGGGCGUAAUGAAGGAGCAUGGACAAGCCCACUCUUAGGAGAGACGCCGUGAGGAGGCGCCGAUGCAGAGUGGCCCUGUGCCUGCUGUUAGUCUAUGCACUGAUUGUCGAGUGGCUGGUGUACUUGGUGGCCCCAUACUGGAACUGGCCCCACCUACCGCUCACUGCUGGAAUCGGCACGAGGCUCCUGUUGGUGGCAGACCCACAGUUGCUGGGUCGCGUCAACACGGCACCUGGACUGUUUGGCUUCAUUGAGCGCUGGGAUUCUGAUCGGUACAUCAGCAAAACAUUUGCUCUGGCCAAUGACUACCUGAAACCACACGUGGUCAUAUUUCUGGGAGACCUCUCGGAUGAGGGCGAGUUUGCCACUGAUGACGACUUCCGGUCAUAUAUAGAGCGCUUCUUCGAUAUAUUCACACACAUCGACUACCGACAGGCUAUUUUUCUUCCUGGGGACAACGACAUAGGUGGAGAAAGGAGGUCUGUGGGCCCAGGCAAGUGCAGCGCUUCAACUCGUAAACUUCCGAAUGAACACCUUCUUGACUUACCGUGCAUAGACUUUAUUAAGGUGAACUACCUGACAACCUCAUAUGCAUACCGGUCUCACCUGUCCCAGCUGGGAAGCAACGUUCGCUUCGUCCUAUCUCAUGUGCCUUUAUCCACAAGCUUUGGUCACUAUAUAAAAGAUGUGGUGAAAGAACUAAGACCGGACGUGAUGCUGGCUGGGCAUCGUCAUGAGUCUGUGCACCUGGUGGCGGAGCAGGCCACUGGCAGCAUGGAACGCCUGGAGUUGCGCUUGGGCGCAGACCGGCGGCCCUUGAGGAUGGACCUGUCGUCGGGACGCCUGCACGAGCUCCGGCUGCCCCCUUGCUCCUAUCGCAUGGGCACCCACUGGGUGGGCUUUGGAGCGGCCAUCCUCGAUCCUGAUCGCGUGCUGACGUAUGGCGUGCUGUGGUCCCCGGACCGGCUGCUCUACCUGGCUGGCUACCUGGUUGUGCUGUUUGUCUGUACCGUCCUCUGCCUUCCUGUUGUUUGGCAGCUGUGCGUCUCCGUAUGGUGCCAGUUCUGCCCAGGGAAGCCUUCGCGGUUCUAUGGUGGCAGUCUUCUGCCACUUCUCCGUUGAUGGCGCACAUGCGUGUGUGUGUGUGCUUGCCAGUCACAUAGCCAGGGGGUGGCCACAGGCAAAAUGGCCCCCAUAGUUGGCUGCACUGAGGAGCUAGUAAUGAGUCCUUUUAAUGUGAUAGACUAACACAUACCUCCCUAGCCACAUCCACCCCAGCCCCACUGCAGUGUGGCUGCAGCAUUGUGCUGCUGACCACAAGGUUUCCCAUUUGUUUCGGGUCAUCAUGGCUGCAUUCCAGUUGGAGGAAAAUGCAGAAGUGCUCGUGUGUCGAGAUUGGGGCUGCCUGUUGAGAAGAACCCCUAGUGGUCAAAAUUAAUCUGCAGAUUUUACACCGAGUAUUUCUCAUAGGCAUCGGUCAUAGCCACUGCAUCACUUUGUGACUUUUUAAGACCCACAAGUCAGUUGAUCAGUAAGCUUUUAAUCCAGAAGAAAACCUUGGCUAUGUGCCUGGUGUGUGCCUUCUGUUAAAGGCAUUUCAAGCUGUGAUUUCCUGUAUUUUUUUUCUAUCUCACACUGCUAAGAUUGAGAUUGAAACGGUAAUCCGGCCAUAGUGACUGCAUUUCGAUGAGGUCAUAAUGCAAAAACACCCAUGUACUUAUAUUUAGCUGCAUGUUGAAGAACUCCAGGUGGUCAAAAUUAAUCUCGAGUACCCCACUAUGGCAUGCCUCAUAAUCGCAUCUCUUAUUGUGGUUUUGGCUUGUAAAGCCGCAUAUUUAAUCUAAAGUUUUUUUGUUGGUUGGUUUGUUUUUUAGAGAUGUAUGGCUGCACAAGUUGCUGCUUCCAGCCUCAUCCAUUUCUUCACUGCUGGAAGUAUAUGCACCUGAUCUAUAUAAUUCCCACAAGUAGGGAGGCCACAAAACUGCAGCAUUGUUAUAUUUCCCAUGCAGAGAAAUACUAAAGGCAAACAGUAGUUUGGGAAAAAGUGGUAGCCUGAUGCCCCACAAUGUCCAAACUAUGCCAGUAACAGAGCUUUUGUGAGAAAUUGACUGAAAUGCAGAACAGGAUUGGUAACGCCACUGUGAAAACAUGGUACCAGCUAGAGAUGUGCACAAGCCUCAAUUUUCACUGCCCUGCACUGCACGGGCCUGACACUUGCAGAAGGUGGGCCCUGCCCACUGUGCCAUACCUGCAGCCCAGCCCAGCCCAACCUUAUCGGUGGCAUAUCGGUAUGCCUGCUCUGUCAGUAUGCCUGUCAUCUUAGCACCAUUGAUUCACUGGCCAGUGGUGAACAGCAGAAAAUGAUGCGCACUGACCUAUGCAGCCCAGUUUGUUGCAUGCCAGUUUGGAUUGUUGGAGAAUGAGGCACCUUUAGUCACAAUGUUCUCCUUCACUAAAUCAUGUGCUGUCAAGAAAAAGGAAGUUUGCAAGACUUUUAAAAAUGCUAUUCAAAGUCUGCAUUUAUUAAGUGUCUCCCUUGAGUGUCCCUCUAAAAUUUUUCUAUGUAUUGUGAGAAUGUUUUAGUUCUUUUCCGAAUGUCAUUUUCCUGUAGCAUAGUAGGGUGGCAUUGAUUUGUUCUGAAACCUCGAUAUACUUGAAUGCUUACUUGUAUGAACUGGCACAUGCACUUGACAUUGUGACCUGACAUGCCUGAACGACCUGCAACGACCUUAGCAUAGUUUAUCUCGUCUAUUCACUUGUCAUAGACCUGACUGAAAAUCAUGAAUAUAUCACCAUCGAACAUUCAAACUGGUAUGCUUAACUCCUGCCAGUAUGAUUAGUACGAAUUUCUUGUAUGUUCUAAGCUAAUGCUAUUGAACUCUUUUUUUAGUGCUUGACACCUGGUAUACCAGCUUCUUCUUAAAGGGCCCAUUUUCUAAGGUUGCGCUAAUUAUGGCUGAAGUAAUAUUUCUAUAUUAGGUGAAGACAAAUGCAAAAAGAAUGGUUGAAAUUGGUUUACAUAGCUGGGACAGUUACUUGAGAGCAAAAUUUUAGAGCUCAGUUUAUUAUUAAACAGCACACAGUAAUAACAAUGAAAGAAGACAGGACUCGUUCAUCAUUAUUACUAGUUUGGAUAGUUUCUGACUUGUCCCGUCUUCAUAUUCUUCUACAGCUUAAAACACAAACAAAAGGUAGUUUGCAACUUGAACUUCGCCCAUUGAGAACUGCUGCGACCAACACCAAGCUGCUAUCACGUACAUGUAAAGGACAUUUGCAAGAGAAGCACUUGAGUAGUAAUGUAGUCAUUGUCUCUAUAGCGCUUUGGAUAAUGCCACUGUGUUGUUUUUUUUUUCACAUGCAUAAAAUAAUUUUAAGAACAUGAAAGAAAGAAAGCAGAUCAUGAUUUAAUGCACAGAAACUGAUUGCAAAU
Molecule: messenger RNA, 3763 nt
Organism: Rhipicephalus sanguineus (brown dog tick)
Lineage: Eukaryota; Metazoa; Arthropoda; Arachnida; Ixodida; Ixodidae
Gene: Mppe
Product: metallophosphoesterase 1
Exons: 9
Coding region: 352-1455 (367 amino acids)
Biological process (GO): GPI anchor biosynthetic process
Cellular component (GO): endoplasmic reticulum
Molecular function (GO): hydrolase activity
Source: RefSeq, a predicted model, not a curated record